Messenger RNA from Globicephala melas (long-finned pilot whale), 731 nucleotides. It is a transcript of the gene SERP2, whose product is annotated as stress associated endoplasmic reticulum protein family member 2. Gene Ontology annotation, cellular component: endoplasmic reticulum. Gene Ontology annotation, biological process: endoplasmic reticulum unfolded protein response. The record is from RefSeq and is a predicted model, not a curated record. Lineage: Eukaryota; Metazoa; Chordata; Mammalia; Artiodactyla; Delphinidae.
GGGUGCGCGGGGCUCGGGGGCCGCGCGUUGCCACCUGCAGCGCCCGGGGCCGGCGGGACGCGCUUAGCCCUGUUGGGGGCUCACGUGGGGGGGGAUCCUUGCAGGUGGGAGUCGAGAGCAUUUCCUAGCGCCCGAGCCAUGGUGGCCAAACAGCGCAUCCGGAUGGCUAACGAGAAGCACAGCAAAAACAUCACCCAGAGAGGGAAUGUAGCCAAAACCCUGAGGCCGCAAGAAGAGAAAUAUCCUGUGGGACCAUGGCUGUUGGCACUGUUUGUUUUUGUUGUCUGCGGCUCAGCUAUCUUCCAGAUCAUUCAGAGCAUAAGGAUGGGCAUGUGAGCGGGCUGGGCUUUGACACGGCCCCCUGCCGCUGGAGGGUGGAGGACCGCUUCAGCUCUUAGCCGGGUAUCUGUGGGAAGCUUACAAGCCACCCAGAAGAGAAAAAAAAGGCUCCCUCAACUGUUCCCUGAUCGCUUCAUCGUGGAUGUCAGACCAAAUUCCUUUCUCACAGGACAUCUCGGUACAUCCGUGUUCUCAAGCGGAAAGGACAUUUUGCUUUGCAGUUGGCAGGAUUGGUAGCUCUCCGGGUGUCUGCAGCAGAGCUGUCUGUCUGCUUUUGCCCUGGGUUUCGCUGAUGUCUGCAUGCGGGCUUCUGAAUGAUCACCGCUUUACUUUCUAUGGAUACGAUCUCUGCUCCAUUGGGAAUUGCUUUUACAAAUAAAUGUCUUUGUUCA